Opisthorchis viverrini is the source of this 726-nucleotide messenger RNA. RefSeq lists its product as hypothetical. Lineage: Eukaryota; Metazoa; Platyhelminthes; Trematoda; Opisthorchiida; Opisthorchiidae. The transcript is spliced from 4 exons. The annotation marks the transcript as partial. The record is from RefSeq and is a predicted model, not a curated record.
AUGAGCCCCAACAAGAACGAAACCGGUCCUGGGCUGUCGAGGAGUUUUCAGCAACCUUCUGAAUUAAAGGCUACCGAACCGUCUAACUUUACUCCGACUGAAACCCAGUCUGGACUAAGUUUGGAAGGUCUACAACACGCACCCAGACUCCCUCAGUUUCGGUCGGCAAAUGAUCGAAGGAAAUUUGACCAGGACUUACGAUAUGUGGAACUGGACGAUACAGCCACAGAACCUUUGUCCGAGAGUAAUGCACCUGUGCCCAAAGUGGUGUUUCCAGUCAAGGGUCUGUUGAGCGAGUCAUCUGCACGAAGUAUGGAAGAGUUGACAAGAAGAAAGAGAAAACUGGACCACUUACAAUGCUGUCUCAAACGCUAUGAAAUCGAGCGCGCUGAGGCCGGUCAAGCAGUCAAGCGGAUCGAAGAACGUCUGAACGAACUGAAACUGAGAACAGCGGACCUUCUGGGUUAUUCCAAUAGCCAGCCUACAGGUCGAAACACGUUGUAUCAGAUGACUCAACCGAACCGUCGUGUAAGCGGCAAUCUGUCAGGCACAAAAACAAACUGGAUGUAUGUGGACGCUGAGAAUUUAUUCCACCCUUCGGUCAGUGUGGCUCCGACCACAACCACCUACACAACCGGGCUGUUCAAAUCGAUCGAUCAAAAUCCAUACGGAGAGAGGCCACCAACAGACUGGAAUAUACCAUUUGCAGAAUAUGUCGGACAACAG